This is a messenger RNA of Chelonoidis abingdonii (Abingdon island giant tortoise), 2608 nucleotides long. The record is from RefSeq and is a predicted model, not a curated record. NCBI's taxonomy places the organism in Eukaryota, Metazoa, Chordata, Testudines, Testudinidae.
ACGGUUCAGUUGUCUCCCUAGCCAAAACCGCACCUACCCAUAUUUAUACAGGGCACCAACCUAUGGCAAUUGGGUUUUCUCUGCUAGCGCUCAGCGUUUGUGACUAGACAUAGCCCCAAUGUGCGCAAUCCCAAAUGGCUCUGGACUCUGACACACCGACAUUGGAGCCAUCGCUUUGAUUGCAAAUGAUGCUUUGCAAACUUGAGACACGAUGUAGGGGAAGCGUGAGGAGAGCAGGCAUUAAAAAGAAAAUCUCGGGAGCUGUUAUUUCCAUGUACCGCUGGAGCGUGGGGUCUAUUCCCGGCGCCCCUUGGAAGAAGCUCACUAUGCCCGGGCAGAGCCUGGAGGAUUUCUCUCUGGCUCAUUCGGAAGACAAUGAGAUCAGCAUCAAUGUCGGAGGUUUUAAGAAAAAGAUGCGAUCCAACACCCUACUAAGAUUUCCCGAAACCAGGCUGGGCAAACUGCUGAGCUGCCACUCAAAAGAGUCGAUAUUAGAGCUCUGCGACGAUUAUGAUGACGCCAAGAACGAGUUUUACUUUGACCGGAACCCCGAACUUUUCCCCUACGUGUUACAUUUUUACAACACCGGCAAGCUCCACGUGAUGGGCGAACUCUGCGUGUUCUCCUUCAGCCAGGAGAUUGAAUACUGGGGCAUCAAUGAGUUCUUCAUUGACUCAUGCUGCAGCUACAGCUACCAUGGGAGGAAAAUGGAGCCAGAUCAAGAGAAAUGGGAAGAGCAAAGUGACCGGGAAAGCACCUCGUCUUCCUUUGAUGAAAUCUUGGCCUUUUAUAAUGAUGCCGCCAAGUUUGACAGACAACCCUUUGGAAACGUCAGGAGGCAGCUCUGGCUAGCUCUGGACAAUCCCGGCUACUCUGUCUUGAGCCGAAUAUUUAGCGUCUUGUCAAUAGUGGUUGUUCUUGGUUCCAUUAUGACCAUGUGCCUGAACAGCCUCCCGGACUUCCAGCUGGUUGACAGCUAUGGGAAAGCCGAGGAAGAUCCGCGGUUUGAAAUUGUAGAACAUUUUGGCAUUGCAUGGUUCACAUUUGAGCUGAUGGCAAGAUUUGUGGUGGCUCCUGACUUCUUGAAGUUUUUCAAGCAUGCCCUGAAUCUGAUUGACCUCAUGUCCAUCCUGCCAUUUUACAUUACCUUAAUUGUUAACUUAGUUGUGGAAAGUAGCCCGGCUUUAGCAAAUUUAGGUAGAGUAGCCCAAGUCCUGAGACUAAUGAGGAUCUUUCGCAUCUUAAAACUUGCUCGGCAUUCAACUGGCCUCAGGUCUCUGGGGGCCACUUUGAAGUAUAGCUACAGGGAGGUAGGGCUUCUCUUACUAUACCUCUCUGUUGGAAUCUCCAUAUUCUCAGUAGUGGCUUAUACCAUUGAAAAAGAAGAAAACGAGGGCUUAGCCACCAUCCCUGCUUGCUGGUGGUGGGCUACAGUUAGCAUGACUACAGUUGGUUAUGGAGAUGUUGUCCCAGGGACCACUGCUGGCAAAUUGACAGCAUCUGCAUGCAUCCUAGCUGGUAUCUUGGUGGUAGUGCUUCCUAUAACGCUCAUCUUCAAUAAAUUCUCUCACUUUUAUAGGCGUCAGAAGCAGCUAGAAAGUGCCAUGAGGAGCUGUGAUUUUGGUGAUGGAAUGAAAGAGGUUCCAUCAGUCAAUUUAAGGGACUAUUAUGCUUAUAAAGUUAAAUCCCUUAUGGCCAGUUUUACCAAUCUGAGCAGGAGUACUCCCAGCGAACUAAGCCUAAAUGAUUCACUGCAUUAGACUGCAGGUCUGACAGCAGUUUGCAUGAUGUGCACCAAGAGCUGUGUUUAUAAACAUUUUCCUCUUCCUUGUUUUUUUUCUUCUAGCAUAUAGUGUUGCUGACAUUGCACUAACUUUGCACCUAACAGGAAAUUUAGAGUUUGCACAUUUCCAUCCUGUUGCAUAGAAACAAAAUGCUCAUUUUUUUAGACAAGUGUUACUGUGUCCAUGACGCUAGUGCUAGUGGUGCAGUGCUAGUUUGUUAUUUGCUUGUUUCCUUUAGAUGUCCUUGUGUGAGCAGAGAAAUGAGUUGAUCCAGGGGAAAACCCACAACUGUGAAAUUAACAAUGAAAUAAUCUGUUUUCACUUACAAUGAUGUGACAGCUCUUAAUAGCUGUACAUUUCCCAGUUAGUUUAAAGCCCUCACAAGGCAGAUUUUAAAAAGAGCAUUUUAAAGUAUCUGACACUAACUGCAAGUUAAAAACUUACCUGUGAAUAGUUUACAUAGUAACACAUUGCCAGCUUGUUAUGCCUGCUAAUACUAAUGUUAACCACGUCUGAAAACGCAAUUGAGUGUCGCAGUUCAGGGAAAACUGGCAUUUGUUCAAGAGCACAUGUAUUAAAGCACUGGGUGGUCUUUUGCAAUUAAACACCUAGUGAGAUUUUCAAAAGCAUUCGGCAUUGUCUAACUCUAAUUCCAGCCACAUCAGAAGAAAAAAUCCCAUUGCCCUCAUUGGGAGCAGAAAUAGGCCAAUACUGAGCACUUCUGAAAAACAUACCCAAAGCUUUUAAAUUAUGGGAGCUUUAAGGCCACAUUUUCAGAAGUGGCCUACAGCCCUUGGUGCUCGUUGACUUCAACUGGAGCUGCA